This is a messenger RNA of Mandrillus leucophaeus (drill), 3528 nucleotides long. It is a transcript of the gene TMEM209, whose product is annotated as transmembrane protein 209. The record is from RefSeq and is a predicted model, not a curated record. Bases 54 to 1760 code for a protein of 568 amino acids. Lineage: Eukaryota; Metazoa; Chordata; Mammalia; Primates; Cercopithecidae. Gene Ontology annotation, cellular component: membrane. The transcript is spliced from 15 exons.
UUCGCGCAUGCCCAGAGAGAGUGGCGGGAGUCUGCGUUUUCCGGCCAGAGGACAUGAUGCAGGGGGAGGCACACCCUAGUGCUUCCCUUAUUGACAGAACCAUCAAGAUGAGAAAAGAAACAGAGGCUAGAAAAGUGGUCUUAGCCUGGGGACUCCUAAAUGUAUCUAUGGCUGGAAUGAUAUAUACUGAAAUGACUGGAAAAUUGAUUAGUUCAUAUUACAAUGUGACAUACUGGCCCCUCUGGUAUAUUGAGCUUGCUCUUGCAUCUCUCUUCAGCCUUAAUGCCUUAUUUGAUUUUUGGAGAUAUUUCAAAUAUACUGUGGCACCAACAAGUCUGGUUGUUAGUCCUGGACAGCAAACGCUUUUAGGGUUGAAAACUGCUGUUGUACAGACUACUCCUCCACAUGAUCUGGCAGCAACCCAAAUCCCUCCCGCUCCACCUUCCCCUUCAAUUCAGGGUCAGAGUGUGUUGAGUUAUAGCCCAUCUCGUUCACCCAGUACCAGUCCCAAGUUCACCACCAGCUGUAUGACUGGUUACAGUCCUCAGCUGCAAGGUCUGUCCUCAGGUGGCAGUGGUUCUUACAGCCCUGGAGUGACCUACUCACCUGUCAGUGGUUAUAAUAAGUUGGCGAGCUUUAGCCCCUCUCCUCCUUCUUCAUACCCUACCACUGUUGGACCAGUAGAAAGCAGUGGAUUGAGAUCUCGCUACCGUUCUUCACCUACCGUCUACAACUCACCUACUGACAAAGAAGACUACAUGACCGACCUACGGACUUUGGAUACUUUUCUUAGAAGUGAAGAAGAGAAACAGCAUAGGGUUAAGCUGGGGAGCCCAGAUUCUACUUCUCCUUCCAGCAGUCCUACUUUCUGGAACUACAGUCGUUCUAUGGGGGAUUAUGCACAAACUUUAAAGAAGUUUCAGUAUCAGCUUGCCUGUAGGUCUCAGGCCCCAUGUGCUAACAAAGAUGAAGCCGAUCUCAGCUCUAAACAAGCUGCAGAAGAGGUUUGGGCAAGAGUGGCUAUGAAUAGACAACUUCUUGAUCAUAUGGAUUCAUGGACAGCUAAAUUUAGAAAUGUAAGUUCUGACGUUACUUUUUGGACAAUAUUAGUGCCUCUUAAUAUGCAAAGCAUUACCUGUAUGUCCUGGAUUCUGUUAGGCAAUAAUCUGUGUUCUCUGUGUUUUGUUUUAACAGAGGCUAGUAUUACCAGCUUGAAACAAGCUGCCCUGGUCAAAGCCCCUCUCAUUCCGACUUUGAACACAAUUGUUCAGUAUCUAGACCUUACUCCAAAUCAGGAAUACUUGUUUGAAAGGAUCAAAGAACUCUCUCAGGGAGGUUGUAUGAGCUCAUUUCGAUGGAACAGAGGUGGUGACUUCAAAGGACGAAAGUGGGAUACAGACCUGCCCACCGAUUCUGCUAUCAUCAUGCAUGUAUUUUGCACCUACCUUGACUCUAGAUUACCUCCACAUCCGAAGUAUCCCGACGGAAAAACUUUUACUUCUCAGCACUUUGUUCAGACACCAAAUAAACCAGAUGUUACGAAUGAGAAUGUUUUUUGCAUUUAUCAGAGUGCCAUCAACCCUCCCCAUUAUGAGCUCAUCUACCAGCGUCAUGUAUACAACCUGCCAAAGGGCAGAAAUAAUAUGUUUCAUACAUUGUUGAUGUUUCUGUACAUCAUAAAGACCAAAGAGUCAGGAAUGCUUGGGAGAGUUAAUCUUGGUCUAUCUGGUGUGAAUAUAUUAUGGAUCUUUGGCGAGUAACAGGUCAUGUAUUUAAUUCCAGACAUUUGGACUUUUAUUUCACUGAACCAGAAGUCAAAACUAAACAUCUCUGAGCCACCGACUCUUCUGAAGUAAAAUACACAUGUGUGUAUGUUACAGACUCUUUAGAUUUAACGAAAAAGGUAGCAGUUAUGGAAUGUCAUUGUAAAAAUAUGUCCUGUGUCUUCUAUCUCAAGAGACAUUACCUUUAAUUUUAUAUUGCUUUUCAGAAAUUUCAGGUGACUAUAAAACUGCAACCCUUCAGAUUUUUACUGACUCAAAACAGUGCCAUUCCCCUUAAUGAAAUAGAUUUUGAGGUUUUUUUCAUUAUAACCCCCAAAUGAGAAUCAUCUACCUGAUCCUUGUGCCACAAAAAAUUUUUUUUCAAUCUUUUUUUUUUUUUUGAGACAGGGUCUCUGUCACCCAGACUGGAGUACAGUGGCACGAUCUUGGCUCACUGCAACUUCUGCCUCCCAGGCUCAAGCGAUUCUCCUGCCUCAGCCUCCUGAGUAGCUGGGAUUACAGGCACGCACCACCACACCCAGCUAAUUUUUAUAUUUUUAGUAGAGACGGUUUCACCAUGUUGGCCAGGCUGGUCCCGAACUCCUGACCUCAGGUGAUCCAACCACCUUGGCCUACCAAAGUGCUGGGAUUACAGGUGUGAGCCACUGCGGCCAGCCUCAGUUAUUUUAUUUAAUAGUAUAAGUACUUAGAAAGUAAGAAAAUUGCUGAUUUAGUUUUGUUUUGUUUUGUUUUGUUUUGUUUUUUAAUGUUUCCCCAGCGUUCUGCAAGUUAGGCCAAAGCCCACAUUCAAAGAAAUGAGAUUAACUCUUAAGUAAUGUGUUAAGUUUACAUAUAUUUUAAAAUAUUAUUAAAGGAGGUUUGACAGUAUUGACAUUUAAAAAGUCAACACUUGGAUUAACUUUAGCUGGUAGUAUUAAUUUGGGUUUUAGUUAAGAGUCUGAGGACAUCAAGAAAACUGUUUACCACUUUGGUUUUAGCAGCUCAGUUUUACUAUUCCAUAAUGUGUUAUUUUUAAAGUUCUCUUUUUAAGAUCACAGUGAUAUCCUGUUUAAAUUUUUAAAAUAUGUUCAAAAUAUCUGGAGAGAAGUUACCAAGUUUGUAUGUUUUGUUUGACUCACCAUCUUUAUUUUCUGUAUGUAUAUGUAGUAACUGGCAAUUGCGUAUAUUUUCUUGAUUAACAUAUUAGAGACUGCUUCCAUCAUCUUAUGUAAACCUGGAAACAGCUGAAACUAGUCUUUUCUGAAGGAACUGUAUGUCAGUAUUACUAGAUGUGCAUCCCAUUUUGUCAUUGCCUCAGACUUUGAAUAUAGUCAUUACUCUCUGGAAGAGAAGUAUAAUUAUUUUCUUUUUUUGUUAUAUGCAGUAUGGUUUAAGAUCUAGUAAUAAUACACAUAUGUAAACUCACUAAAGUAUCACCAGUAAUUAGUAAAUUCCAAAUUCAAGUCAGUACAGUUCUGUCUUUGUAAAUUCUGUCUUUCAAAAAGUUGUUCGUGUUUUUAAAAGUUGAUGUCCAAAGGAAAAGAGCUUCUUAUCUUUUAAGUACUUUCGGUGUAUGUUAAAUAUUUAUUUGCUAUGAUAUUCUAGAAGAAAAUAUCAAACAUGUUAAAUAUAAGAACAUGUUAAAAUUUAAAUUUGCUAUUUCAAAAGUUACUGAAGAUGUCUUGGAAUAACAGUUGUUAUGCUGUUAAACUAUAUAGUUGCAUACACUUUAUUAAAAGCACUAUGGAGAAAAAUUUUAACAAUG